UUAGGGUUUUUAAUGAGUUACAGUUGGUGACAGUGGAUCACACACAAACUAGAUUUAAACGAACAAAAAUCAGACAAUAAAUAUUUUUGUGACAAUUGACACAAUGAUGGAGUUUCAAGAGGCACAACUUGUCGAACAAACGAGGCAGGAAACGUUGGAGCACGGAGAAAACGAAAUGGCUCAGCAAGGGGAAAAGGAAAACGAACAACUUGAUGUUUCGUUGUCCCAAACGACUGAUAUGGACGAAGAUUUGAUGCAAAUGACCAAAACUUCCCAUUGUCAGCAAGUCUUGAUGAUGAAAUCGUUGGAGAUUGCCCAAAUUAAGGCUAUGACCGACAUUCAGAUGCAAGAACUCCAGUCAGACAUGGAAGAAUCAAUAUCCAAACACAGGAACCUAAGAUCCCAACUGAAGGAGACGAAGAUAAUGCGCAGCAACCACGCCAAAUCUCAGAUUGAGCACAACAACAUCAUAAAGGACUACACUGCACGUCUGGCCUCCAUCAAACCCAUCAUGUGCAGCUUGAAGGAGCUCGUCCACAACACGGACCGGGAGAACAGCAAGGAAAAGUCUGCUCUGGAUGACAACUGGAAGAAGUUCAAGCUGGCUGAGGAUAUGAAACAGUUGAAUGAACGCUUAAAAUCGGUUACCGAAAUGAAAAGGAAUAUUGUGGCCGAACAGACGGCCGCCUUAGACAACAAGCAAGCAAUUUUGGACGCCAAUAACGCCAAAAUAGUUGCCAUGGAGCCGCCCGUAGACAAAAUGAAAUCUAUAAUCCUAGACAUAAAGGCUGAAACUGAUGCUCAUCAAGUAGAUAAUGAGACCUUAAAGGAAGAGCGGGAAGGGUUGAUGCGGAGCCUCGAAGUUUUGAAGGAAGAGCUUAUGAAUUGGGAAGUGGUGGUGGAGGAGGAGGGUUUGGAUGACAAAACUGAGGAGCAAGUUUCUGAUGAACUUGAAGUGGCGUCUGCCACCUUAAAAGAAAUUCAAGAAAAGCACUUGGAAGACAGUUGUCUGCUCAAGUUUGAGGAGCGAACCGCGGCCGAAUUGGUCGCCAUGAAACUCGGCACGGAACAAGAUUGUGUGGAGCAUGAGAAACACCUGCUUGAACUAAAGGACAAUUUGCUAGCCAAACAAAAGUCCCACGACAAAGCAGACGCUGAACUUAAGGAGAAACUUGAACAAAUAACUAAGGACGUAUUGCAAAAGAGGGUACAAGUUAAUAGACAAAAAGAACAGAAAAAGGACCUAAAAAUGAAACUCUGUGCCUUAAAGGCAGAACAGGACACGCUAUGCGACCAAAGGUAUGCGCUUGUCCAAGAACUGCGCAGUUCGGAGGGGACAUUGGUUUCACUACAAAUUGAGAAGGUGGCUCAAGAAAGGGCCAUGAACGAGCUAAAAAAUGAUGUUGGAAAUCUUCUCAAGGAACGAGACAAACUAGAAACACUCAUAACAGAUCUGGAGAAUCAGAUCACAGCAAUUAAAGAAAGCGGGACCUCAACCGUUGAAAGUCUCCAGAAGGAGAUCGAGACUACAAAGUCAGAUCAGCUGAAUUCCUUGGAAAAAGUGUCCAAAGAUAUCGAAUACUGGUCCGCAACGUCCGGCUACUUGGACAACAAAGCCAAGCAGAUGCACGAGGAGCAUCUGAAGCUGCAAGAUGAAGUCAAACAAGCACAUGACAAAAUGAUCAAAUUACAAACCGUGCGUGAAAUCAACGAGGCUCGCAUCUUGCAGAUCAACACUGGGUUGAACAGAUUGGACCAGGGUGCCGGCAAAACUGCUGGGUCAAAGAGGGGCCCUUCCAGCACCUUUAGUGCCUCCGGGAAGAAGGUUAAGUUUACUGGAGUGGAGCUGUCGGACGAGUCCCUUAAGGAGCAGCUCUCGAAGGUAAAAACUAUGGAGACUCUCAUUGGGGAGGUCAAGGAGAAGGCUCCCUUGGACAACGUUUCAGAUACAACUCCUUACAAUUAAUAUUGUUUCAUACUGACCAUUGUUCUAGUUUAUUGUUAGGUGUUUAUUCAGUUAAUAUAGUUAUAAUGAAAAAUUUGAUUUAAUGUGAAGUGAGGUUAAGUCUCACACUAAAAAUUAAAUGUGUAAUGUCUUAGGAUACAUAUGUAACAAGUUGUUUAAUUAAAUAAUUUUCUUUA
This is a messenger RNA of Aethina tumida (small hive beetle), 2142 nucleotides long. Its product is annotated as paramyosin. The record is from RefSeq and is a predicted model, not a curated record. The coding region runs from base 104 to 1966 and encodes 620 amino acids. The transcript is spliced from 5 exons. Lineage: Eukaryota; Metazoa; Arthropoda; Insecta; Coleoptera; Nitidulidae.